GAUCAACGGUGAGUUCGAAUUUGCGGUGCGUCCGUCCUGGUCCUGCGUCAGAAAACGGCCCUCAUAGUGAACUAGUGGACUAAUUCAAGAGAGCCCAACUGACAAAUACCAGAGCCACAUUUUUGGCCCUUGAUAUCCUUGAUAUUAUCGGCCCCCAGGGAAAUCUACUCGUGGUCCUCGGGGUAUGGAAGAAGCUAGUCAGAGCUAACUGGUGUUGUCCAUUGGUUCCGUUCCAUCGCUCCCGGCUGCCAAUGAUCUCGCAUUUGCAUUUCUUUUCUUAUUCGGAUGACAUUUCCUAUUUCUGUUUCCGUCACUCCGCUGUGUUCGGCUGUUUUGUUCCCCGUCAUGGCACCUGUUGGCGCAGCCCUUUGGCGCUCUCUCCGCGCCCACCAGGUGUACGGCGCCAACACAGAUGUCGGCAAGACCAUUGUCUCGACUGUUCUUUGCAAUGCAAUUCAGCGUCAAAAAGGUGAAGGGAAGGCAGCGUUUCUCAAGCCAGUAUCAACGGGGCCAUUGGGUGAAGCUGAUGAUAGGCAUCUCCAACGCUACGCCCCCAACACCGUCACCAGGUGUCUUUACCAGUUUGAUGAACCUGUCAGUCCACAUAUCGCGGCCCAGCAGAAGAAGUUUACGAUUGCUCGAGAUGACGAACUGGUCGCAUCUAUUCACAAGACCCUUUCCACCUGGGCAGACAACGGCAUCACUUUCGCUCUAGUCGAGACUGCAGGCGGCGUCCAUUCACCAGGUCCCAAUGGCAAUUCCCAGGUGGAUCUUUACCGACCGCUCCGCCUGCCGAUUAUCCUGGUUGCCGACUCGCGUCUAGGGGGCAUCUCUUCGUCCAUUUCUGCUUACGAAUCCCUGUUGCUUCGUGGAUACGAUGUCCAAUCGGUCCUGUUGUUCAGAGACGAUUAUUACCAGAACCAUGAGUAUCUGGGUCAGUACUUCCGUAAUAAGAGUAUCCCCUUGGUGCCGUUGCCUCCACCCCCCCAAAAACCUCAAUCGCAGCAUCCCGACUUGUUGGCCCGGGAUAGGGAAGCCAUGACUACGUACUACGACUCCGUUUCGGAACGCACAGAUGUUGUGGGACUCUUGGAUGAACUUGCGACGAAGAAUAAGCACCGGAUUGAACGCUUAGAGGAGAUGGCCAGCCGAGCACAUAAGACAAUCUGGUAUCCCUUCACCCAGCAUCAUGGCAUGGAAAGCAAAGACAUCACUCCGAUAGAUUCUGCCUAUGAUGACUACUUCCAGACGUAUGUGGCCUCAGAGAGCUCCACCCAGCAGGGGAAGUUACAGGCUACGUUUGAUGGAUCAGCAUCCUGGUGGACUCAAGGCCUUGGUCACGGAAACCCGGGUCUUGCUCUUUCGGCUGCCUACGCAGCUGGGCGUUACGGGCAUGUCAUGUUUCCGGGCAAUAUCCACGAACCGGCACUCGCAUUGGCCGAGCUCUUGUUAGAAACUGUGGGUAAUCCUCGUCUACAAAAAGUCUUUUACACCGACAACGGCAGCACUGGAAUGGAGGUCGCGCUUAAGAUGGGUCUGCGCGCUGCAUGUGACCGAUACGGAUGGGAUGGAAGCAGCGAGCAGAUCAACAUUCUGGGCCUCCGGGGAAGCUAUCACGGCGAUACAAUCGGAGUGAUGGACUGCUCUGAUCCUUCGACAUACAACCAGCGGGUGGAAUGGUACCGGGGCCGUGGCUACUGGUUUGACUUUCCUCUGGUCAAAAUGUCACAAGGAGUAUGGAAGGUCGAGGUCCCGGAAGCCUUGAAAUCCGCUCUAGGUGAAGAUCAGCAGUUUUCGUCUUUGAAUUCUGUCUUUAACCUCAACCAGCGGGUCGAUUCGGAUGUUGGAGCACGCUACAGGAAGUAUAUCAAAGAGACUAUUGAACACCUGGUCAAGGAACAGGGAAUGAAGUUUGGCGCUCUUAUUAUGGAGCCUAUCAUCCUAGGAGCUGGUGGAAUGUUGUUCUGUGACCCGCUCUUCCAGCGGUGCCUUGCAGAUGUCGUCCGCAGUAACCCGCAAUUGUUUGCCCCGGCCAAGGGUGAUUCUUCUCCUCGGACGGAACUGUCCUGGUCUGGUCUUCCGAUUGUGUUUGAUGAAGUUUUUACCGGAUUGUACCGUCUGGGCCGUCGCUCGUCAGCGUCAUUAUUGGGAGUUAACCCCGAUAUUGCUGUAAACGCUAAACUUUUGACCGGCGGACUCAUCCCUCUGUGCACGACCCUCGCGAGCAACGAAAUCUUCCACGCAUUUACGAGCCCAGAAAAGAGAGAUGCUCUUCUACAUGGACACAGCUACACCGCCCAUGCAGUCGGUUGCCAAGUCGCCGUCGAUUCCCUACGUACGAUGAACCGCAUGGAGGAAACUGGGUCCUGGUCGGAAUACCAGAGCGACUGGAGCCCCGCACUCUCGGAGCACGAAACCCGGUCGCAGAAUUCCCCGGCAGUCUGGAGUGUGUGGUCGCAGGGCUUUGUGCACGACCUGUCCUGCGCGGAAUCGGUAGAAAGUGUGUUUGCAAUUGGCACUGUGCUCAGUAUCUCACUGAAAGAUCUCCACGGAGCAGGCUACACAUCGACCGCAGCCAAGGGACUCCAGGAACGGUUGGCAGCUGGGGGUCCGGGGUUUAAUGUGCAUUCAAGGGUUCUGGGGAAUGUGCUUUACUUGAUGUCCAGUUUGACUUCGAAGAGGGAGACACUGAGGGAUAUUGAGAGGCUAGUUCGGAAGGGACUGUUGCAGUGAUUCAUCACAAACCCCAAGUCUGCAAUGGAUCCGUUCGAUUCAUUUCCAAUCUCCUGUGAGAAUCCUAUAAUGCAGUCUCACCGAGACACCGACUGCCGUUUCCAGGGGGAAGGAGCGACAACCUCGGUCAAACGGAAGCCAAUCAUACUCCGGGUAAAAGUCAACAAACGCCCGGGUGGUUCGUCAGAAUUUUUAGAUCCAUGGGUAGAAGAAGUUUAUCUCAGACUCAGAGUCCAGAACUAGGAAAAGAAUAAUUAGUUGACUCCCGCAUUCCCA
Messenger RNA from Aspergillus ochraceoroseus IBT 24754, 3009 nucleotides. It is a transcript of the gene bioDA, whose product is annotated as adenosylmethionine-8-amino-7-oxononanoate aminotransferase. Gene Ontology annotation, cellular component: mitochondrion. The record is from RefSeq and is a predicted model, not a curated record. The coding region runs from base 346 to 2733 and encodes 795 amino acids. Gene Ontology annotation, biological process: biotin biosynthetic process. NCBI's taxonomy places the organism in Eukaryota, Fungi, Ascomycota, Eurotiomycetes, Eurotiales, Aspergillaceae. Gene Ontology annotation, molecular function: dethiobiotin synthase activity; S-adenosyl-L-methionine:8-amino-7-oxononanoate transaminase activity; pyridoxal phosphate binding. The transcript has 5 exons.